Chaetomium globosum CBS 148.51 is the source of this 651-nucleotide messenger RNA. RefSeq lists its product as uncharacterized. Lineage: Eukaryota; Fungi; Ascomycota; Sordariomycetes; Sordariales; Chaetomiaceae. Bases 1 to 651 code for a protein of 216 amino acids. The transcript has 2 exons. The record is from RefSeq and is a predicted model, not a curated record.
AUGUCGUCGUCACUAGAGGCCAAAAUCGUGGUGCUCGGCUCCCAGGGGGUCGGUAAGACGUCGCUGGUGAUGCGAUAUUGCAAAGGCGCAUUUACACCGUCUCAAAUCACGUCGACCGUCGGUGCUAGUUUCCUGACCAAGCGUGUUGUUGACACGGAUACCGACACGGUUGUGCGCCUGCAAAUCUGGGACACUGCCCGAGCAGCAAGCGGUUCGUCCGGAUUCUGGGGCCAGGAGGUCGGGUGGGACGCGUGCCACGAGAUCUCGGCCGAGUCCGGGGAGGGGGUGGAGGAGGUGUUUCGCGUGGUGACGCGCAAGCUGGUGGAGCAGAACCGCAAGAUGCAGGCCGCGGCGCUGGCGGCCACGGGGGCGAUGGCUGGGAACGGGGAUGGCUUUCAUGGCGGUGGUGGUGGCGGGGGGGAGUAUGGCUCGGGGUGGGGUGGGGAAGAUGGGUAUGGGAGUGGUGGGGGCGGUGGUGGUGGGGGGUAUUUUGAUGGGAAUCCGAGGGCGGGGUUUCGGGUUGGGAGGGAUCGCCGCAGUUGGUUGUUCUCGCCGGGGUUUUCGCCCGUUAUUGGUGGGACGGCAGAGGAGGAGGCCGAGUGGGCGCGGAAUGGUGAUCCCAGGGGCAGGGGCCGGAGGGGUUGCUGCUGA